AGCAGCAGCCGAUCUUCCCACUCACGCGACGCGAUAAUCGUCGGGCACGCUUCCUCGUCACACUGCUGAACGCAAAGCCGCGGCAGCUUCUGGAAGGAGACCCAGGGUUUCAAUGGCAAACGAAGAUGCACUGGACAAGAUCCCUCUAAGCAAAAUAUUGGAGAAGAUACAGUACGUUUUGGUAUCGGAGCCUAACUCGUGUCCAAACUUAACCGUUUGAGAGUAAAGCGAUCAUGGGUUCUUCUUCUAGAAAUCUUUAUGCAGGAAUUGGAGAAGGUCAAUCAACCUCGAGGCCACCGCUCUUUGAUGGCACCAACUACACAUAUUGGAAAGAGCGGAUGAGAAUUUAUAUCAGCUCAACCAACUUUCAGUUGUGGUUGGUCAUCAAGAAUGGCGAGGAAACUCCCAUGAAGAAAGUCGAUGAAAAACUCGUCCCAAAGACUGAGGACAAAUUUGAUGCCGAAGACAUCAAAAAGGUGGAGAACUACGCCAAGGCUAUCAAUAUGCUGUACUGUGCCGUCAAUCCUAAUGAUUAUCGUAAGAUUUCUUGCUGCACCACUGCCAAAGAAAUGUGGGACAAGCUAGAGGUCACAUAUGAAGGUACGGACCAAGUUCGGGAAGCCAAAAUUGACUUCCUAACGCAAGAGUACGAGAUGUUCAGGAUGAAGGAAGGAGAAAAGAUCGAUGACAUGUUCGAUUGGUUUUCAAAAAUCAUCAACGACCUUCACGCUCUCAAGAAGACGUACACCAACAGGGAUCUCGUGAGGAAAAUCCUGCGAAGCCUCACACCCGAAUGGAGAUCAAAGGCAGACGCAAUCUAUGAAUCCAUCGGAGUCUCAAAUGUCACCAUCGACGGGCUAAGAGGAAGGUCUGUUUCCUUUGAAGGAUUCGUUGAGGGUAAGCACCCGAAUCCAGAUCCCAAAAUUCAUGCACAUCAAUCGGAGAAAAGGUUCGCCCAUCAAGAGUUCAUCGAUGGCGAUCGCAUCGGAGAAGAUAUACAAUUGAGGAGGGAAAGGAUGUCUGGCGGCGGCGCAGGAGCUUUUCUCACUCGGUCACUCGAGUCAAUGCUAAAGGAGUGUUCCAGUAAGAAGUAUUCUUCUCUACAGACCGCAAUCCACAAGUGUUUAGUUGUCCUGAAGGCAUCGAGUCAGCAAACCAUACAUGAUGAGAGUAAUUUUGUGGCAUCCAAAGGUUCAGAGCAGAGUAGUUUGCGUGAAACGAAUGCUGGAUCAGAGGGAACAGUUCACUCAAUCCCAACUUCUCCUAGCAAGACUAUCCUGACUGCUUUAGCACAUGCAGGCGAUACAUUAAGUGUUUCUGAGGCAGAACUUGUUCUAAAUCCUCUUCGACUUGCUUUUGAGACAAAAAAUGUAAAAAUUGUGGAGCUUGGUUUGGAUUGUCUUCAUAAACUCAUUGCAUACGAUCAUUUAGAUGGAGAUCUUGGUUUUGAUGGUUUGGGAAACGGGCCACUCUUUUCAGACAUCUUGGGGUUGGUCUGCAGUUGUGUUGAUAAUGUGUUACCGGAUGGUACUACUCUUCAAGUAUUAAAGGUACUUCUUACUGCAGUAGCAUCAACCAAGUUUAGAGUUCAUGGGGAACCACUGCUGGGCGUGAUCAGAGCAUGUUACAGUAUAGCUCUGAAGAGCAAAUCCCCAAUAAACCAAGCCACCUCGAAAUCCAUGUUAACCCAAAUGCUAAGUAUGGUCUUUAAGCGCAUGGAAGCUGAUGGCCUGGCAUGUAAAUAUAAAAUGGAUGCUUCAUCAAAUGUUCCCAAGUUAAAGAUUGAGGAUAUGUCAUCUGAUGAUCAUAACAAACAAGAAAGCAUGUUGAGAGAUAAAUGUUCUGCUAACCAAACCAAAGAUGUGUUUGUUGCUUCUCUCGAGGAACUUUAUAGUCUUGUGGAUGGGGUUGAUAUUAAGGGUUUAGAGGAUAUUUUUGAGAAGGCCGUGCAACUCGAAGAAGGGGGAAAACACGCAGGAGGGAGAGAUUUAGGAAGCACAAACAUUGGACUACAUGAUGCUUUGAUUCUUUUCCACUCCCUUUGCAAGAUGGCUACGAAAGAGAAGAAUGGCGAACCUAAAACUGAAACAUGCAUUCUGUCACUAGAGCUUUUGCAGGGUCUGCUGGAAGAAGCCACCGACUCAUUCACACUAUUGCUUGACUCUGUCAAAGCUCACAUCUCCUACACACUGUUGCAAGUGUCAGUGUCACAGUCUCUUUCCAUAUUUCAGUAUGCAACAAGAAUUUUCUCCAUACUUUUAUUACGAUACAGGCAAAGCCUUAAGGGUGAAAUUGGGGUUCUAUUUCCCUUGAUUGUCUUGCGAACAUUAGGUGAGGAAGACUUGAACUUAAAAACAGAUGUUCUCAGGAUGCUGGAAAAAGUCUGCAAGGACUCACAGAUACUUGUUGACCUAUAUGUGAACUAUGAUUGUGAGCUCAAAGCACCUAACUUGUUUGAACACAUGGUCACAACACUAUCCAGAAUUGUUCAAGGGGCACAAAAUGCAGAUAUGAACUCAGCUGCUUCGUCCCUCAUAAGCGCAACCAAGAUGUUAUCCCUUCAGUGUCUUGUGACUGUGUUAAGGUCGCUUGUUGAAUGGGAGAACUGUCAGCCAGGACCAUUAAUAGUUAAUCAGGGGAAGCAAUCUUUUGAAGAAGGUUUAAGUGGAAAACAUGAUGAUGUAACAUGUAAGGAAACUUUACCAUGUGACUUUGAGAAGAUGAAGGCACGUGAAUCACCAAUAGAAGUUGCAGUCUCUGAAUUUAAUAGGCAGCCCAGUAAGGGGAUAGAAUAUCUGAUAUCAAGUAGGUUGGUGGAGAGAUCACCUGCUUCAGUUGCUCAAUUUCUCAGGAAUACUCCCAAUUUGGAUAAGGCCAUGAUUGGUGAGUACUUGAGUCUGCACGAGGAGUUUCCACUUGCUGUCAUGCAUGCAUAUGUUGAAUCUAUGAACUUUUCUGGAGUGAAGUUUGAUAAAGCAAUUAGGGAACUUUUUAGAGGACUGCAACUUCCUGGAGAUUCUCGGAAGAUAGACUGCAUAAUGGAAAAGUUUGCAGAAUGUUACUGUGCGGCCAAUACUGAUAUAUUCAAGCAUGCCGAUACAGCUUAUGCUCUUGCAUAUGCGGUAAUACUGUUGAAUACUGACGCCCAUAGCCCAAUGGCCUGGCAAAAAAUGUCAAAGGAUGACUUCGUGCACAUGAUUGUCAUGCAAGACGAUGAUGAUUGUGCUCUCAAGGAACUCUUGGAGGAGAUCUAUGAUUCCAUUGUUGUUGAAGAGAUCAAAAUGGAAGAGAGAGGGCAAGUGAUGAAUAUUCUUAAUCUAUCUCCACCAAGAAAAAAGUAUUUGAUGGACUCAAAGGCCAAAAGCAAGGCCAUCAAUGCACAUAAACAAUCUAUUAUUAAGAAUCAAGGUGGGAUAAGAAGAGAGCUUUGUACUUCGUACAAUAUUGCGCUAGUGUGCCCUAUGGUUGAAGCUGUAGGAUGGCCUCUGCUUGCUACUCUUGCAGUUACUAUGGAGGAGGGAGAGAAUCAUACAAGGAUCACUCUUUGUAUGGAGGGAUUUAAAGCUGGAAUCCACACAACCCAUGUUCUUGGUUUGGACACCAUGCGUUGUGCCUUCUUGACAUCUUUGAUCAAGUAAUUCAUUUCAUUUAUAAUUUUGGCUUGAAUAAAGUUUAGAUUAAAGAUAAGUACAAUAG
Molecule: messenger RNA, 3696 nt
Organism: Cuscuta campestris
Lineage: Eukaryota; Viridiplantae; Streptophyta; Magnoliopsida; Solanales; Convolvulaceae
Source: the annotation of a GenBank genome assembly